Urocitellus parryii (Arctic ground squirrel) is the source of this 703-nucleotide messenger RNA. It is a transcript of the gene Dynlrb1, whose product is annotated as dynein light chain roadblock-type 1. Gene Ontology annotation, cellular component: cytoplasmic dynein complex. NCBI's taxonomy places the organism in Eukaryota, Metazoa, Chordata, Mammalia, Rodentia, Sciuridae. Gene Ontology annotation, biological process: microtubule-based movement. The record is from RefSeq and is a predicted model, not a curated record.
CUAUGCGCAGGCGCAGAAAGACACGGACUUGAGCUGAGUGUUCGCGACGCAGAGCUAAGGAUCAGUCCGAGAUGGCAGAGGUGGAGGAGACACUGAAGCGACUUCAGAGCCAGAAAGGAGUUCAGGGAAUCAUCGUGGUGAAUACAGAAGGAAUUCCCAUCAAGAGUACCAUGGACAAUCCCACCACCACACAGUAUGCCAACCUCAUGCACAACUUCAUCUUGAAGGCAAGGAGCACUGUGCGAGAAAUUGACCCCCAGAAUGACCUCACUUUCCUUCGAAUCCGCUCCAAGAAAAAUGAAAUUAUGGUUGCACCAGAUAAAGACUAUUUCCUGAUUGUGAUUCAGAAUCCAACCGAAUAAGCCAACUCUUCUGGCUCCCUGUAUCAUUCCUUAAUGUAAUGCCCCAAAGAAUACUAGUGUUAAUCAUGUCAAAUGACUGGCCCGUGGAAAUCGCCCUAGAGCCCAUGCAAACCAAUCCAGUGACCAAGGUUGGUCUGGCAGCUGUGCCCAGCCCCACCAGAGGAAUCCUUCUGCUGUUCCAGGCACCCCAGAGUUCCCRGGAGGGCUCUCUUUCCUCACUUCCAGGUUUUGGAGCAAGAGCCUGUGAGAAGCCCACACCCAGCUUCCUUCUGACCUUUAGUUCACUUUGUUGCCCUUGGAAAAGGCUGUUUUUCUUUAACUAAAAAUAACCAGAAUGCUUA